Molecule: messenger RNA, 441 nt
Organism: Rotaria sp. Silwood1
Lineage: Eukaryota; Metazoa; Rotifera; Eurotatoria; Philodinida; Philodinidae
Source: the annotation of a GenBank genome assembly
AUGCAUUCUAUUUUAGGUUUAACAUAUAAUCGGGAUGAUUUGAGAGCACGUCGUAAAGUAUUUGGAUGCAAUGAUAUAGGUUACAAAUGGAACAGCAAGAAUAUUUUACCUAAAGGAAGUCUAUUGAUGGUCGUUCGUAAUGGUAAACUACACGAGAUCGAAUAUAAAAAGCUUGUAGUUGGUGAUAUUCUUCAAGUGAGAGCAGGUGAUACAAUCAUCGUCGAUGGGAUUCUAGUUGAUGGUAGUGUGAAAAUAGACGAAUCUUCAUCAUCUAGUAAAUACGAGUUGCUUCGAUGUGCAACUGACAAAUUUCCAUAUUUAUUAGCUGGUUCUUAUAUUCAGGAGGGUCGUGGAAAAUUAUUAGUAUUGGCUGUUGGUGAACAUACUCAAUAUAAUUCACUGCAAUGCUUAUGCAAACAUCAUUAUUUCUUUAUUGGAUAG